This is a messenger RNA of Nomascus leucogenys (northern white-cheeked gibbon), 2889 nucleotides long. It is a transcript of the gene AKAP4, whose product is annotated as A-kinase anchoring protein 4. Gene Ontology annotation, biological process: intracellular protein localization. Gene Ontology annotation, molecular function: protein kinase A binding. Lineage: Eukaryota; Metazoa; Chordata; Mammalia; Primates; Hylobatidae. The record is from RefSeq and is a predicted model, not a curated record. Gene Ontology annotation, cellular component: sperm principal piece; cytoplasm; sperm fibrous sheath.
GAUGUCAUGAAGAGGUAACUCUGGUACCAGCUGGCAGUCAAGUCUGUAGGAGGGCAUGGAGAGUUGAAGAAAAAAGCAGUAUCUUGAGGCAGACUGGAAGAGUCAUCACAGCAUCCAAAUCGACAAGAAAACAUCAUUCCAGGGUCCUACAUGAUGGCCUACUCUGGUACUACAAUGAUGUCUGAUGACAUUGACUGGUUACGCAGCCACAGGGGUGUGUGCAAGGUAGAUCUCUACAACCCAGAGGGACAGCAAGAUCAGGACCGGAAGGUGAUAUGCUUUGUCGAUGUGUCCACCCUGAAUGUAGAAGAUAAAGAUUACAAGGAUGCUGCUGGUUCCAGCUCAGAAGGCAACUUAAACCUGGGAAGUCUGGAAGAAAAAGAGAUUAUCGUGAUCAAGGACGCUGAGAAGAAAGACCAGUCUAAGAUGGAGGGAUCUGUGUGCCUUUUCAAACAAGCUCCCUCUGAUCCUGUAAGUGUCCUCAACUGGCUUCUCAGUGAUCUCCAGAAGUAUGCCUUGGGUUUCCAACAUGCACUGAGCCCCUCAACCUCUACCUGUGAACAUAAAGUAGGAAACACAGAGGGCGAAUAUCACAGAGCAUCCUCUGAGAACUGCUACAGUGUCUAUGCCGAUCAAGUGAACAUAGAUUAUUUGAUGAAGAGACCUCAAAACCUCUGUCUAGAAAUGACAGCAGCUAAAAACACCAACAAUAAUCAAAGUCCUUCAGCUCCUCCAGCCAAACCUCCUAGCACUCAGAGAGCAGUCAUUUCCCCUGAUGGAGAAUGUUCUAUAGAUGACCUUUCCUUCUAUGUCAAUCGACUAUGUUCUCUGAUAAUCCAGAUGUCCCAUAAGGAAAUCAAGGAGAAGUUGGAAGGUAAAAGCAAAUGCCUUCAUCAUUCAAUCUGUCCAUCCCCUGGGAACAAAGACAGAAUCAGUCCCCGAACUGCUGCGAGCAAGAUUGCUUCUGAAAUGGCCCAUGAAGCUGUGGAAAUGACCACUGCAGAAAUGUGUGGCACUGGAGAGGAGUCCAGGGAAGGUGGCCAGAAAAGCUUUCUAUGUAGUGAAUUAUCCAACAAGAGCAAAAGUGGAGACAAACAGAUGUCCCAGAGAGACAGCAAAGAAUUUGCAGAUUCCAUCAGCAAGGGGCUCAUGGUUUAUGUAAAUCAGGUGGCAUCUGACAUGAUGGUCUCUGUCAUGAAGACGUUGAAAGUGCACAGCUCUGGGAAGCCAGUUCCAGCAUGUGUGGUCCUGAAGAGGGUGUUGCUAAGGCACACCAAGGAGAUUGUGUCCGAUUUGAUUGAUUCCUGCAUGAAGAACCUGCAUAGUAUUACUGGGGUCCUGAUGACUGACUCAGACUUUGUCUCAGCUGUCAAGAGAAAUCUGUUCAACCAGUGGAAACAAAAUGCUACAGACAUCAUGGAGGCCAUGCUGAAGCGCUUGGUCAGUGCCCUUAUUGGUGAGGAGAAGGAGACUGAGUCUCAGCGUCUGUCAUAUGCAUCUUUAAAAGCUGGGUCCCAUGAUCCCAAAUGCAGGAACCAGAGUCUUGAAUUCUCCACCAUGAAAGCUGAAAUGAAAGGGAGGGACAAAGACAAAAUGAAAUCAGACCCAUGCAAGUCACUGACUAGUGCUGAGAAAGUCGGUGAACACAUUCUCAAGGAGGGCCUGACCAUCUGGAACGAAAAGCAAGGAAACCCAUGCAAGGUGGCUACCAAAGCAUGCAGCAGUAAAGAUGAGAAAGGAGAAAAGAUCAAUGCUUCCACAGAUUCACUGGCCAAGGACCUGAUUAUCUCUGCCCUUAAGCUGAUCCAGUACCAUCUGACUCAGCAGACUAAGGGCAAAGAUACAUGUGAAGAAGACUGUCCUGGUUCCACCAUGGGCUAUAUGGCUCAGAGUACUCAAUAUGAAAAGUGUGGAGGUGGUCAAAGUGCCAAAGCACUUUCAGCGAAACAACUAGAAUCUCACAGAGCCCCUGGACCAUCCACCUGUCAAAAGGAGAACCAACACCUGGACUCCCAGAAAAUGGAUAUGUCAAACAUCGUUCUAAUGCUGAUUCAGAAACUGCUUAAUGAGAACCCCUUCAAAUGUGAGGACCCAUGCGAAGGUGAGAACAAGCAUUCUGAGCCCAUGGCAAACAAAGCAGCUUCCAUGUCCAAGAGAUCUGACAAAGGGGAAGAACAAUGCCAGGAGCAUCAAGAACUUGACUGUAUCAGUGGGAUGAAGCAAGUGAACUGGCAAUUUAUAGAUAAACUGGUAGAAUCUGUGAUGAAGCUCUGCCUUAUCAUGGCUAAGUAUAGCAACGAUGGGGCAGCCCUUGCUGAGUUGGAAGAACAAGCAGCCUCGGCAAAUAAGCCCAAUUUCAGGGGCACCAGAUGCAUUCACAGUGGUGCAAUGCCACAGAACUAUCAAGACUCUCUUGGACAUGAAGUAAUUGUCAAUAAUCAGUGCUCUACAAAUAGCUUGCAGAAGCAGCUCCAGGCUGUCCUGCAGUGGAUUGCAGCCUCCCAGUUUAACGUGCCCAUGCUCUACUUCAUGGGAGAUAAGGAUGGACAACUGGAAAAGCUUCCUCAGGUUUCAGCUAAAGCAGCAGAGAAAGGGUACAGUGUAGGAGGUCUUCUUCAAGAGGUCAUGAAGUUUGCCAAGGAAUGGCAACUGGAUGAAGCUGUGGGAAAGGUGGCCAGGAAACAGUUGCUGGACUGGCUGCUUGCUAACCUGUGAGCUGAUCCUUGACUCCUCUUCAUCUUAGCCCCCCCUAGCAGCAUUCCAUCCCAGCCAGAGCACCCCCACCAUCAGGCCAGUCAACUGCACAAUACACAACUGUAUUUCCCAAUACACUUGAGCAGUUGCCUGUGAAUGUAAGAGGUGUCAACAAACUGGGAAAGAAAAUAAAAA